Messenger RNA from Armigeres subalbatus, 1804 nucleotides. RefSeq names its product fez family zinc finger protein erm-like. The transcript has 3 exons. Bases 1 to 1791 code for a protein of 596 amino acids. NCBI's taxonomy places the organism in Eukaryota, Metazoa, Arthropoda, Insecta, Diptera, Culicidae. The record is from RefSeq and is a predicted model, not a curated record.
AUGCAAGGAUUCUCAAUUCAGCUAAGCGAUUACCGGAACGUAAAAUGUGAACCAACCAUCGUCGCCACCACCACAGCCAACGGCACCAACAUCAAGACCAACAACAGCAAUAACACCAUCAUCCACAGCAACAGCAAUAGCAGCGGCAUUAGUCACGUGAAAGCUAAUUCCUCAAGACAUUUAACGCCCCCAUCUGAUAAGAAAGCAGAUAAAUCACCCUCGCCUGUGACGCCCGUGGGCAGCAACUCAUCUUCCACAGUCAGCAACGGCAGCAGCACACCAACAGGUCGUCAAUCGUCGUCGACGGGCGGUUCAUUACAGUACGAUGCCACGUCGCCAAUAUUCCGCGAUCGAAGCGUCGAAGAAACGGAAGCCGCUCAUGAUUUAUUGUCCUUAUCGCAGAGCCUACCCCCGCUUCCGGCGCCGUGCGUCGUGACAAUCCUUCAUCCCAGCACGGAACCGACCGUGAACUUUGUCACGUCUAGCACCCCUGCCAGCACAACGCCUAAGCCGCAAUCCACGGACGGCCAACCGACAGCCACGCUCGUGCAAAAUGGCAGCAUCAUAAACAUCGUCGACGGCGGAAGCUACCAGUAUCCCCCUGGAUCCGGGCCGAUAUCGAUGAUAAUUCCGUGCUACGAAAUAACAACCACAAGUGUGCCCGUGGUGAAGACCAUCACAUCGGCCGCCCCACUUACUCCGCCCACCUCGGAGCACUCGUCCGACACGGAAAGCAUAGGCUCUUCCCCAACUGCUCCGACGUCGGUGGUCUCAUUUGUAUCGUCUUCCAACCAAUCCAUCAAGCGUAAAAAAGCUUACCCCUCAACGACGCUUGUCGCACAAGGCAACAAAAAGGCCAACCUCACGGUAUCGGAGCACUCGGUAUCUUCAACCACCGUCCACCAUCAGGGUCAAAGCAAACCAGUUGCAGCAGAGCUCUAUACCUAUGACGACCUCAUUUCCAGCGAUGGACGUUCGAAGAACCGGAAGAAACCUACAACCAAUCCACCUCCUCUCAUAGAGACAACCAACGUUCCUGCGGACCAAAUCCAACCUCCCGUUGAACCUCCAACUCCUAUCCCAACUGCCACAUCCCCCAAAGGUAAAUACCGGUGUCCUGAAUGCGGCAAGACUUAUGCCACCUCAAGCAACCUGUCGCGCCACAAACAGACCCACCGGAGCCUGGAUUCGCAGUCAGCGAAGAAAUGUCAGACCUGUGGCAAAGCGUACGUCUCCAUGCCGGCGCUGGCGAUGCAUUUGCUGACCCACAAGCUGUCGCACAGCUGCGGCGUCUGCGGCAAGCUGUUCUCCCGUCCGUGGCUUCUGCAGGGUCACCUCCGUUCGCACACCGGCGAAAAACCGUACGGCUGCGGCCACUGCGGUAAGGCCUUUGCCGAUCGGUCCAAUCUGCGGGCUCACAUGCAGACCCACUCGACCGAUAAGAACUUCGAGUGCCAACGGUGCCACAAAACGUUCGCGCUCAAGUCCUACCUGAACAAACACCUGGAGUCGGCGUGCUACAAGGAGGACGACAUGGUCGGCGGCCGGAAGAUCUACCACAGCAGCCAGGAAAUCGAUCGGGACGAGGCACGGCAGCGGCAACUGCAGCAGCUGCAGGACGAGAAUAGCAGCAUGACCAUCGAUGUAGUUACGACGACGACGAACACCUGCAGCGGGUUCGAACGGUUGAAAAGGGGUCGCCUGGGCGAAGGGAUGCGCAGCGAUGAUGAUGAUGACGACGAAGGCGGGGAUGUCGAUGAAGAUGAGGUGAUUGAUGUUAUUACGGCGUAAAGGGAUUGGGUGU